AUGGCAUGGGCCAAGUUAUUCAGGAAGCCGGGGAGAAACCUGGGGAACUCUUACCAGCCGGGCAGCAUGCUGUCUCUGGCCCCCACCAAAGGACUGCUGAACGAGCCCGGCCAGAACAGCUGCUUUCUCAACAGCGCUGUGCAGGUUCUAUGGCAGCUGGACAUCUUCAGGCGCAGCUUGAGGCAGUUACCUGGACACUUUUGUCUCGGAGACUCCUGCAUAUUUUGUGCACUAAAGGGCAUCUUCUCCCAGUUCCAGCACAGCAGGGAGCGCGCACUGCCCUCGGACAACCUGCGUGUGGCUUUGGCCGAGACCUUUAAGGACGAGCACCGCUUCCAGCUGGGCUUCAUGGACGACGCUGCAGAGUGCUUUGAGAUCAUACUGGAGAGGAUCCACAUGCAUAUAGUGCCUGAGCAGGAAAACGCCUGCACUUCAAAGUCUUGCAUCACACAUCAGAAGUUUGCCAUGUCCAUUUAUGAGCAGGUUGUGUGUCACAGUUGUGGGGCCACGUCAGAUCCGCUGCCUUUCACAGAGCUCGUCCAUUACGUCUCCACCACCGCUUUAUGUCAACAGUUGCAUCGGCGUCAUGUGGAUUCGUUCGGGGAAUUGUUGCAAGCAGCGAGUACAAUGGGGGACUAUCGAAACUGUCCGAAUAACUGUGGACAGAAGAUCAAAAUCAGGCGCGUCCUCAUGAACUGCCCAGAGAUCGUCAUCAUUGGCCUCAUCUGGGAUUCGGAGCAAUCGGACCAAACUCAAGAAGUAAUCCAAUCUCUCGGACCAAUCCUCAAACUCUCCAAGCUUUUCUCCAGAGUGACGGACGAGCACGCGAAAAAGGGGGAACUGCUGCUGGUGGGCAUGAUCUGUUUCUCCAGCCGCCACUACUGUGCCUUCGCCUUCCACACCAAGUCUUCCAAGUGGGUGUUCUUCGACGACGCCACAGUGAAAGAGAUCGGCUCCAGGUGGAAAGACGUGGUCAGCAAAUGUGUGAAAGGUCACUUCCAGCCUCUACUGCUUUUUUACGCCAAUCCUGAUGGAAGUGCCAUAAUUGCAGAGAACAGCAACCACUACAAGAGCUCUGUCAACGGGGACAUACACGGACCCGAUUCACCCGUUCCCCCCGUGAAAAAGCUGGAGCUGACGAGAGAGAACUUGAACGCAUUGAACGCAUUGAGUCAAGGAGCGUCGGUCCAGAAGACUCCCUCCGCUCUGAGCCGAGUCAGUGGACACACCAGCGGACAUCACAGCAAUUACACCAGCUGUCUAAACAGCAACCAUGCCAGCGACGCGAGAGGACCAGUGAGAGCGGAGAAGCUGAGGGAGAUUACUCGAGAAGCGCCUCACGAAUUCCACGGCAUGCACACGUCCAGACGAGAGGCGGAGAGGAGCGUGCCCCGCCGACCCGAUUCUCGACACAGAGAUCCUGGUUAUGACCGGACCUACUCACGCUCGGCCUCGCCUCCUGAAAACAGCUUCAAGGUGCACAUGGAGACGAGGCUCUACGCGAGUCAAGGCAAAGGUCCCAUCCGGGCCGAGCGCUCCGCCCAACUGGGACGCGCCCCUCGUGAACCCCAACACACACAAUCACGGGUUCAAGUCUUACCUACAAGCACCAACGGCAACGGCAAUCACCAGCCAAGGGUUGACCAUCUGUCCAACGGCUACGACACAGAUUCCAGCCAGGACUCAAGAGAGCGCCCGGGCAGCCGCAGCAGGUUCGGCCGACCCUGGAAGCCCAUGCGCGAGGCUCUCAAUGUGGACAGUGUUUUGACCAGCAACAACGGGAGCCAGGAAAGACUGCAGCAUAGUCCCAGAAGGCGACCAAGUAGUCAAUCUCCAACACGCGAUCGGGAAAGAGACAGGGAUUAUAUCUGGCAAGGGCGAGACGGCAAAGACGAGCGCAAACCCAAGUCCCUCAUGACGAUAUACGAAGACGAAAUGAAACAGGAGACGGGAGGCAGCCGGAGCUCGCUGGACUCGGACAGCAGAGGCGCGCACAGCGAUAAAUCGAGGAGUUCUGCGACGCUUAAAGUACGGAAUGAAAACUGGAAAAUGCAGCGUACAGAGUCUGGCUACGAGAGCAGUGACCGGCUGAGCAACGGGUCGGCCAACCUGGACUCGCCGCCGGUGAUGGAGAAUCAUUCCCUCAAGGACCUGCGACCGAUACCGGAGCUGCACCUCUCCAGAGAUAACUUUCUUCAGAGGAGAGCUGAAGACACGUCUACAAUUCUGCACGGUGAAGAUGCAAGAAAAUCCCCACAUUUGCUCGAAGAAAUACACUUACCCAGAGAGCGCAUGCAGAGACGCCAAGCUUUCAGAUACACUCCCGGCGUUUUGGAGAAGGUGAACGGUUGCUCGCACGAGGACAACGUGGACGGCAGCCCCGAGAGCCCAGUGCCGCCGCGUCUGGCCAAAACCAGCAGCUCCGAGUGGAACAGCUCCGACGACCUCACGGGGCCCUAUUCAGAACAAGAGGAGCGCAUUACGGCCCUGAACUCGUUCACACCAAACUACCGGCCGCCGCUGGCGCCAAAACCAGCAAGCUCCGUGCGGUCAGAUCUCUCCGGCAUCUCCGCGCACCCCCCAUCGGAUCCCCCAAGAAACGGCUUCAGCCACACCAGCCUACGCCGCUGGAUCGAGACGCCCGCAGAGCACCGCCUCUCGUCAGACGCCAGCUCCAAAUCCUCGGAUCAGGACCGGACCGAUCUGUCGACGAGCGAGAGCGAGAGUCCGACCACGGGCGGCCCCAACGGCACAGACUCGCCCACACUCGGCGACGUGACGCUGCCGACCACCUACUUCUCUGUGGACAGUUGUAUGACGGACACUUACCGCGCCAAAUAUCACAAGAAGUCGUACGCGAAGGCGGAGGAGCACACGUCGUCAGGGGAGAGCGACCUGGAAGUGAGGGGCGUGGCGGCGCCAGAGUCGAGGAACAGAGCAGAAUCAGGCUAUUCCUCGAAAACCAUUUUAAAGUGGAACCCGGUGACUCCCAGAGGCCUGGACGAACACGGCUUCCUAUGA
Molecule: messenger RNA, 3021 nt
Organism: Knipowitschia caucasica
Lineage: Eukaryota; Metazoa; Chordata; Actinopteri; Gobiiformes; Gobiidae
Source: the annotation of a GenBank genome assembly